AUGGCUGCUCUACUCCUCAGCUGUUUGGGUAUCACAACCUCCAAGCUCAGAGCAAAACAAAGGGCGAAGAAGGAACGCGAGCAGGAGUACGAGCAAAACUUCGAUUUUCUGAAGGAACAAAACGCAAACCGAGUUCGACAACUCUCCAACCAAGGAGAGUACCAAGGAUCAAUGGACGGCAGGACUUUGUAUGGCGACGGCGUCACCGACCACAGUUCAGAAAUGCAACAGCAGCAAUCGAGAACCGGCUCUACUACGCUCUCUGCGUCACAAGGCCCACCAAAGUACGACGACAUUACCACCGAAGAAACGGCAUCAAGGCAUUCCGGAUGA
Aureobasidium namibiae CBS 147.97 is the source of this 333-nucleotide messenger RNA. RefSeq lists its product as uncharacterized. Bases 1 to 333 code for a protein of 110 amino acids. The record is from RefSeq and is a predicted model, not a curated record. NCBI's taxonomy places the organism in Eukaryota, Fungi, Ascomycota, Dothideomycetes, Dothideales, Saccotheciaceae. The transcript has a single exon.